Babesia microti strain RI is the source of this 1032-nucleotide messenger RNA. RefSeq names its product secreted ookinete protein, putative (PSOP17). The record is from RefSeq and is a predicted model, not a curated record. Bases 1 to 1032 code for a protein of 343 amino acids. NCBI's taxonomy places the organism in Eukaryota, Apicomplexa, Aconoidasida, Piroplasmida, Babesiidae. The transcript is spliced from 9 exons.
AUGAAUUCCAAAUGUUAUUUGGGAUAUCUAAUAUACCUAUUGAGUUUUGUAACAUGCGUAACAUGUGUAGACCUAGACAAGUGCUCUAUUGUGGUUGAUUCUGGGAUAUGUAUCGCAGACAAUCGCAAAUUAAUACUGGGCCCGCCACUAAUUCCAAAUUUAGCACUGCAUCUGACUUUUGAUGAACUUAAUCCGGUGGAUUCCAGCGGAUUUGGUAACCAUCCAACUGGAUCGUUGUUCCCAGCUCCCGGAUUUGCUGGAUCCGGCUCAUCCGCCCUUUUCAGACAAAGCUACAUAUACACUACCCACUUUGAAGCCCUCAACUCUAACGAUUUCAGCUACACUUUUUACAUUUAUUUACUCCACGAUCUCAAGUCCCUAGCUGCUAGUAAAAAAUUAAACCAAUUUUGCCCAGUGAUACACAAGGGUUAUAUGAUGGAAAAUGCAGUGGAAGCUGCUCCUGCUAUUUUGAUUAAUCCAAGGAGUGGACAAAUAAAAGUUGCAAUAUCAAUUGAUGCCAAUAAUACGAAAGAAUUCACAAGCAAUUUCAAAUUGUCUCCAAGUGUAUGGUACCACAUAGCACUAGUCAAGCAAGCGAAUAACACUAGACUAUACGUUAAUGGAAUUCUGGAUUCUUCUGAAUCUUUCGAGCAUUUGAAUAUACGCUAUAAUGGGCUAUCACUAUUUAUUGGUAGCGCUCCGUAUGCCGCUUCCUGCGAUUUACCACUUUUGCUGGACGAAUUCAAAAUAUACACUGCAGCAAUAGGGCAGAAUUCUAUACAAGCAGAGGCAUCAAUCUUUAUGGGCGGUGUUGAGCCUUCAUACGUGUAUCUGGGAUGCACCAAUUGCAGCAAGGAAGAGGGAGAAAAAUCAUGUCCUUCAAAUUACCACCUUUGCAAUAAGUUGGAGUUGUAUACUGGGGGGUAUCAUGUGGCUAAGAGGUUAGGUUUGACCAUGAAUCUUAUCAUGAUUUCGGCAUAUCCUGAGCCUGAACGCGGUAUCGCCUUAUGCUGUAGAAAUUUGCCAAUCUGA